UUUCGAGAGCACCUCCGCGGUCGGCCACCGGAGAUCCGAUUCAUUAGUUCUAAUUACUCACAUACCGGGCUUGAUCAAUCCACAGCUGAUCCCCAUUUCAUCUCCCUCUAUUUAAGCUACACGCAGUCACACACUCGGGGCGAAGUCUUGUUUGUUCCGGCUACACUACUGAGCGUUCUUCUACCAUUCCUGUUUGAUUAUCUGCCUACCGACCCUGCUUUCCCUGUUGACUACGAUUGAUUACUGCCUGCCUACCUGAACCUUGCCUGUCUCUUCAUGAUUGCCCAUAGCUGCCUGCCCUGACAUCCUGCUUCCCUCACAACGCUCCUGCUCUGCCUACGUUUGCCCUGAUUCCCCAUUGCCUGACCAUUGCCUGCAUAUAUCUGUGAGUUUCAAUAAAACACUGUUUAUGGAUCCCAGCCUACCUGAGUCUUUGUUACAAAGACGUUCCAAUGUGUGCCACUCUUUUAGAAUAGAUCUCUACAGUGCACCCGUGCAGAGAGGGGAGAAAGCCGCUGUAAUACUCCUUAUGUAUACAGCAGAAGUGAAUGGAAGCCGUGGGAAUUCAGCUCGCUUAUUUCUCAAUGAAAUAGCGACUGCUCGGCUCCGAAGAGAAAAUCUGAUUGAGUGGUAAGCACGCCCCCUCCUUUAUAUCCCUAUGUCUGGGGGAGUGGCAUGCAAAUACCACUCACCAAUUCCCAUUGGACUUUUAUAAAAGAUCAGAAGGUGUCUCGGGCUCCCAAGAGUGACGCCUAUUGUCACUACAUUGUCACAACGUCGAGUGAGUGACAGACAGGGAAAAAUAUUUAUUAUGCUUUAAGGGUUAUGAAUAUGAACAUGGGAUUAAGGUUAUUUCCAUAUUCAUGCACCAUGACAUUUGGGUUAUUAUUACAUCAUUUUAUAAUCAACUGUAUGUCAAUGACAAAUGUAAUUAUAACAAAUUAUAAAGUAUAUAUAAUUUGUUAUAUAUACUGUAUAUAUAACAAAUUAUAUAUACAGUAUAUGGAUGGCCAUAUUACUAAAUUAAGGGUUUCAAACCUUUGUAAUACAUAGCCAAUAAAGUAAAGAUACAGCUUUAAGGGAAUAGAAUUACAGUCCACUUUACCUGAACAAAAUAAAUAAUGGAUACAAGCCCACAGGUAAUACUAGAUCUCUGAGGUUAGUGCUCUGUGUGAAUAUGGCUGAAACUGUUCGGGGUGGCUCUAUUUAUCUUAAAUGAUCCUUUAAUGAAGAAAAAGGCUACAUUAUGAGUCAUGAAUGCAACUUCUACACAUUAUGAUGGUAGGUGUGUUUGUCUAAAAUCAUCUAAAUCCAAUUUUCCAUAAAAAAAAAAAUAUUUUUAAAGAUGUUGCCGUUUCUGCUUGAUCGUAUUUCACAGAAUGAUACAUUCGAAAUGGCUUCAAAAAGAGUUUUACAGUGAGAUGAGCAAAAAAGACUCAGUAGUCACAUUCAGAUUCAGUAACUGAGAACAUCAUCUCUCUCAUUACACUAAUUGAACCAUGAGGAAGAGGAAUGACCAAGCUCUGGGAAAAUAACAUAUAUAAGAUACGAUACAACUGAUGGAUUAUCUACAAAAAAGAAAACUUUCUUUUCUUACUAUUGGAUUAAUAUUUCUUUUGAGCGGCGUGGAAUAUGCUGUCAUUCUACCUACAAUAUGGAGAUAUCUGCAGUUAUUAGAGGCACCACCCUAUUUUCUCGGCUUGGGUCUGUCUGCGUUCAGCUUCAGUGGACUGGUGACAGGUCCAGUGUUUGGCCAUUGGUCUGACAAAACCAGAACUACAAAGACAAUCAUCCUUUUCUCCAACAUUUUUGAAAUCGUGGGAAACUUUAUGUAUUUCAUGGGAUAUUCAAAAUGGCUUUUGUUGUCCAGUCGUCUGGUUGCAGGUAUCGGAGCGGGAGCUGGUUCCUCCAUCUUUGGGUUCCUCACAAGGACUACCCUUCCUGAUGAGCGAGCGAAAGUCUUUGCUGCUGUCAUGGCCUGCCGUCAGGCUGGACUUCUGAUUGGACCAGCCUUCAAUAUCUUUCUGAGGUUGUGUGAUUUUAAACUGGGCCCAUUUGUUGUAAACAAGUAUACCUCACCUGGGCUCUUCAUGUGCGGGAUGUGGCUGCUCAUGCAGUUAGCAGUGAUGGUCCUGUACUGGGACAUCCCACCACUAGACUCCAUCUCUGAGCAGAACACCCCCCUUAGAGAGGUCAGAGGUGAAGAGGAAGAGGAGCCUCUCAUGAGUCUGGAAGAUGAAGACAGAGCCUUAGGAGGAGAAUCGUAUGGAUCGGUCAACCCCGAACAGGCUGAGACCCAGCUCUCAUCCGAACUCCCACCUUCUCCUCCCGAUUCCCCCCCUACAGCUACUUCCGACCCCUUUGAAAACUUCAGUGCAAGCCAAGAGUUUCUCAGGGAGGAGGUAGUGGUUCUCCUGACCGCUCAGUUCAUCACGCUCUUCAAUCAGACAGCACUCGAGACCAUGGUGACACCUCUUACGCAGAAGUACUUUGGCUUUGGUGAGCUGGGGAACAGUGUGAUGUACAGCCUGUGUGGGGUGGAGGUAAUUGCAGGUUUCUUCCUGGUGCGCUGGCUGAGUCAUGUGCUGGAAGACCGGGUGGUGUUGGCGGUGGGGCUGGUCAUCUGCAGUGGAGCUUGUGUCUGGUGCCUCAUUUUCCUGGCCAACCCACAGGGUGGUUUUGCAUUUGAGUUGAUGGAGUUCAUCACUGGAGUGUUUCUGCAGUUACUGGGUCUUCCAUUUGUGGCCGUGUCUCAGGUGUCCCUCUUUUCUAAAGUUACAGCUGAAAAGACACAAGGCUUUAGUCAGGGUGUGCGGCGUUCAGUCGGUGGUCUUGCUACCAUCCUGGGUCCCCUGUGGGCAGGUGGUCUAAUAGGAAAUCUAUACGUGAUGCUGGGUAUGAUGAUGUUUCUACUGACCCUCAUCAUGAUCAUGAUGGUGUUGUCCUAUGAGAAGCUGGUGGAGCCGCCCAGAGUUGAGCACGCACAGGACUCAGAGAAUGGAGGAUAGAGACCACCCUUCCCUUUACAGGACACCGAGCCAGAGCCCCUCUCUCUCUGCGGUCUGUCUGCCAAAAUUUAGUGCUCGUGUGGGGCUGUACAGAGCAGAUGCUGAAACAGUGGGAGAUAAGAGGUCCUGCCAGGCCCAGCAGACCACAAACAGCAAGAAGGGCAUACACGCACACAUUACACACACAUAUUACUUUUGGCACAGCAUCUAAUUAAUUCUGUCAUCAUAUUUUGGGUUUAUGCUGCAGAUUUUGGCAUUCUGAAUUAAAAUGUAUGUAAUUUUCCCCUUAUGUCUAACUUAAAUUAGCACCUCUAAAGCACAUUUUUAUCAUAUUUACCGUGAGUCUUUUUUAUGAAAAUAUAUUAAACAUAUUUCACUUGAAUAUCUGCUAACAAUUGUGUGAUCUAGUGGUUCUCAAAUGAUGGGUUGCAGACAGCAAGGAAAAAAACAUGAUAAAUGCAAAUAAUACACUGUCAGUAUAAUCGCACAUUGUGAGGAUAGCAAUAUAAAUGUGUUUAUUAAUUAUAAAAAGGACGAGAAAACUGUUCCUGUAUCUUACAUUGAUGACGUUGAUGUCAAAGGUUGUGCAUCUAAUCAAACACAUCAUUGUGGCACAAUUCAUCUGUCACUUGGUAGAAGCUAGCCAAAUUAGGCAGAUAGCAACAUGGACAUCAAAAACCAUGCACAAAACUACACUUUUUUUGUCAAUUUCUGACCACGACCCAGACUAUUUAAAAAAUUGGUUCGCUUGCAAUGAGGAUAAACAUGGUUUGUGUCGACCGCAAUGUGUUUUGUACUUCUUGGUAGUUCAUAGUAAUAAUUUAGUAAAAAAUCUCAAUGUUUUAUUUGACAUACAUUGCUCACGUUUGUACUGUAAAACAUUUGAGUUUUUCUUCCAAUGUAAAAUCUGGAAUUAAA
This is a messenger RNA of Xyrauchen texanus (razorback sucker), 3926 nucleotides long. RefSeq names its product major facilitator superfamily domain containing 8-like 2 (gene mfsd8l2). NCBI's taxonomy places the organism in Eukaryota, Metazoa, Chordata, Actinopteri, Cypriniformes, Catostomidae. The transcript has 12 exons. Gene Ontology annotation, biological process: transmembrane transport. The coding region runs from base 1560 to 3008 and encodes 482 amino acids. The record is from RefSeq and is a predicted model, not a curated record. Gene Ontology annotation, molecular function: transmembrane transporter activity.